GAAUAAGUUCAUCAAAAUCUUUGGGUCUAUUUUUUCCAUCCGUUCCGUAUUUCUUUUUUUUUUUUCUAAGUUAUAAUCUAUAACAAUGACAAUGGGCUGCUCUUGUUCUUUAGGUUCAAACCCCGCUCAGUUGAAGGCGUGUGUGAAUAGUAAGUGACCACAAUGGGUGCUUACAAAUACGUGCAGGAGUUGUAUCGAAAGAAACAGAGUGAUGUUUUGAGGUUCUUACUGCGUAUCCGGGUGUGGCAGUACCGCCAGAUGACCAAACUGCACCGAGCUCCUCGCUCCACUCGUCCAGAUAAGGCUAGGCGUCUUGGGUAUAGGAACAAGGAAGGUUUCAGUAUCUUCCGUAUUCGUGUGCGCCGUGGCGGUCGCAAGCGUCCAGUGCCCAAGGGAGCCACCUAUGGAAAGCCCAAGAGCCACGGAGUCAACCAGCUAAAGCCUGUGAGGAACUUGCAGUCGGUGGCCGAGGAACGUGUGGGGCGUCGCUGUGGAGGUCUCAGAGUCCUCAACUCCUAUUGGGUGGCCCAGGAUUCUACCUACAAGUACUUCGAGGUCAUCUGCGUGGAUCCAUCUCACAAGGCCAUCAGGCGAGACCCAAAAGUCAACUGGCUCGUAAAUGCCGUUCACAAGCAUAGAGAGCUGAGAGGCAAAACUUCAGCAGGAAGGAAGUCUCGAGGUCUGGGCAAGGGCCAUCGGUUCUCGCAGACCAAGGGAGGCUCCAGACGAGCUGCCUGGAAGAGAAGGAACACUCUCCAACUUCACAGAAAACGUUAACAUAUUGUUAUGUUAAAAUUGUGAAUAAAAUGUAUUCAAAUUAA
This is a messenger RNA of Homalodisca vitripennis (glassy-winged sharpshooter), 821 nucleotides long. Its product is annotated as 60S ribosomal protein L15-like. Gene Ontology annotation, cellular component: cytosolic large ribosomal subunit; ribosome. The transcript has 3 exons. NCBI's taxonomy places the organism in Eukaryota, Metazoa, Arthropoda, Insecta, Hemiptera, Cicadellidae. Gene Ontology annotation, biological process: cytoplasmic translation. Gene Ontology annotation, molecular function: structural constituent of ribosome; RNA binding. The record is from RefSeq and is a predicted model, not a curated record. The coding region runs from base 163 to 777 and encodes 204 amino acids.